AUAGCGAAGACGCUCAAGAAUGGAUUGAAAUAUUCUUAAGAGUGAAAGAAGCUAAUGGAUGGCCAGACAAUAGAAGAGUAGCAAUUUCAGCAAGAAUGUUAAAAGAAGAAGCAGCUGACUGGUACAAUUUACUAGCUUCUCAAAAAUCUUCAGAGUCUACUGAAUCAAUUUCUGUAUCUGAAUCAUUCAUAAAGUCUUCAUUAUCUAUAUUAUCUGUAACUUUGUCAUAA
Molecule: messenger RNA, 230 nt
Organism: Funneliformis mosseae
Lineage: Eukaryota; Fungi; Glomeromycota; Glomeromycetes; Glomerales; Glomeraceae
Source: the annotation of a GenBank genome assembly